Homalodisca vitripennis (glassy-winged sharpshooter) is the source of this 624-nucleotide messenger RNA. RefSeq names its product single-stranded DNA-binding protein-like. Bases 45 to 479 code for a protein of 144 amino acids. The record is from RefSeq and is a predicted model, not a curated record. The transcript is spliced from 2 exons. Lineage: Eukaryota; Metazoa; Arthropoda; Insecta; Hemiptera; Cicadellidae.
GAGUCACAGUAAGUGUUGCAUUAUCGUUAUGGAGAUAUAUAGAGAUGAUCAAAGCUGAACUGCACAGUCAGUCCAAGCUUCACAGACAGACACCUACAACCAUGAAUUCCCUGUGUGUAGUCAUGGUGGCCGCAGUGGUGGCAGUAUGUCUGGCGGAGCCUGAGCCCGGUCAGUUCGGUGGCCAAGGUUUCGGCGGAGGCCAAAGACCCGGUGGUGCCGGAGGAUUUGGUGGCCAGCAGGGAGGCGCGCCCUACGGAGCCGGCACCUGGGCUGCCAAUGGUGGUAGACAAGGUCGCUCUCAGGGAGGCUUUGGAGGUCAAGGCGGUUUUGGAGGUCAAGGAGGCUUUGGAGGACAAGGGAAGUUACGGGGGACAAGGACAAGGGUUUGGUGGUCAGGGAAGAGGAUUCGGCCAGCAGGGAGGAACACCCUACGGGGCUGGUACCUGGGCGAACAGGGGGUAAAAGGAGGAAAGCUCUGAGAAAUUGACAACUUACAGACUGCAAAUACCAAUUGGCUAUUCAAAAUUACAUAAUUUAGUAUUACAUUCACUUAAAUAAUGUAAUUCUAAUAUAUUUUUAAGUACUUCUGGUAUUGUAAUAAAUAAAAUGCAAAUUUAGUUUUAA